CACACAUAAGGUACAAUUUAUAUUGUACAUCUGCCUUGAAAAUUAAUAUUAUUCAUAAUCUGGAUUCUGAGCUUGCACUGGAACAAAAAACCUCAAUCCUUUCUUUUAGCCGAUGUCACGUUCUUGUAACUUCGUCAAAAUAUUCCUUCCCGAUCUUGGUUCAGACUUUCUGCUUGUGAACACAGAUUGUUGUCAGAUUGUGUUUAACAAGUACCUCAAUCGGAAGAUUGAAGAGUAUGGUUUGGAACUGGAGAACGAUGACCCCAAGAUACAUUUGUGUGACCUCAAAGGGGUUGUGUUUGACCUCAAAGAACAUCAAGAACUGUGUCAGAAGAAUGUUGACAUUACUACAUCUAACUGCCGAGACUUGUACGUGUAUGAAAUGAAAACAGGGAACCGAGAUAGACCCAUCCAAGACGUGAAAAUCUACACUCCGUUUGACUUCGACGUCAAAUCGUACAACGAAUUGCACAAAACACUUCUUCAAACUCUCAACAAAAUGUAUGGACCCAAAACGGGCUCAUCCUCUCGAUCUGCAGGCUACAAAAAGUCCACUGCUGGUUUGAGCGCGAGCGGGAAACAUAAAAGAUCGAAUGCGAACAAUUUAACCGUCCAAGACUGACAACAACAAUGUUACAUUUUGAAUGAAAAAACGCAUUGUUUUCAAAUUUCAAAAUAAUUUUUCCAAAAAACUGGAAAUAUGCAAUAAAUCAUCACGAACGCCAAUCCGGUAUAAUCUUCCGUGGACGGUUUUCCGGCAAAUCUAUAGAAUUUUUAUCUCCGCCUUCAACCCCAUUUUUCAAUGUAUCUGUGGCGUGAUUUUAAGUACACGUCCUGUAAGGGGCAGGUUAAAGUUUAGUUUGCAACAUAGUAUUAUUGGCUGUAACAUGGCAUAAUGAUUUAAAAGCCAGUUCAGUUAAUUUAUACUCAUGCCGUUGUAUUUUGAAUUUGAGAUAGUUGGUUUUUUGU
Messenger RNA from Symsagittifera roscoffensis, 969 nucleotides. RefSeq lists its product as uncharacterized. The record is from RefSeq and is a predicted model, not a curated record. The transcript has 4 exons. The coding region runs from base 113 to 622 and encodes 169 amino acids. Lineage: Eukaryota; Metazoa; Xenacoelomorpha; Acoela; Convolutidae.